This is a messenger RNA of Trichoderma virens Gv29-8, 929 nucleotides long. RefSeq lists its product as uncharacterized. Lineage: Eukaryota; Fungi; Ascomycota; Sordariomycetes; Hypocreales; Hypocreaceae. Bases 1 to 765 code for a protein of 254 amino acids. The record is from RefSeq and is a predicted model, not a curated record. The transcript has 2 exons.
AUGAGUGACGCUGAAGAGUUUGACGAAGACUUUGCCGAAUUUGAAGAGGGUGAUCGUCUCGCCAGUCUUCUGAGCCUCUGCCCGCGCUAUGUUGUCGUCCCUGCCAACCCACCAGAUGGCAUCGCGUUUGCCAUGACGGGGCAAUGCCAGGAGUGGGAACACUUGACGUACCAGCAUUCUGGCAUCUCAAACUGCAAGCCCGGCAUCUGGAAGGCAGAAGUCAGGAAUAUUCCCGGAGCGGAGCUGGGAAAUGCCGACAUGGAAGCGUGUCUUCGGUGGGUGGCAGACUUGGACGAGAACACCGAGCUCGAUUUUGCCGUCUCGCUUGACGAGUGGCAGGCCUGGGAGCAAAUGUUCAAAGACCAGUUUGACGAUGCUGUCGGGUGGGAUGAUGGUGUGGCGUGGAAGCACGGCGGGACUUAUUACGACGAUGGCGGGGUUUUCAAUGUCAUUUCCACGACAUAUCUCACAAGCGAAGCAGCAGCCGUCGUAACGGAAGGUGAAUUUACCGAAGAUGAUGGGUAUGACGGAUAUCUCGAGAUGAUUACACUCAACGACAAUCCCAUGAACGCGGAAGAUCGUAUGAGAAACUAUGGCUUCACUUUUGGAGGACUCCAUUUUGGCCAAGACAGUAUCGGCGGGCCACCUGCCAUCGCCCUGGCUGAAAAGGACGGCCAAGUGGUCGCGAUUAAGCUUUGGUGCGAUGAUGACGAGAUUGAAGAGGACACUCCGUUUGACAAGCAGCCUGGCAAGCUUGUCUUUUAAACGGUGAUAUGGUGUGGCGUGGAGUUUGCAGCGCUUUAUUCUUUGCAAUGUUUUUUUUUUUACGAAUUUCCUUUUUUACGGGCAAAUCGGUUGAAGAAAGUGGAGGAUUUUUAAAUGAUACAACUAUGCAACGCUUUCAAAUCUUCAAAUGCUAUUAUACACAG